AUGAAUAUUCUCUACGGGCGAUCGUCCGAUCAUGGAUGCACCGAACACGACCUUGGCAUAGAUGCCCAGGAUAACGUUGCAGGAAGCCUCUCCUUCCAUCAACUCAGCACUAUCAUCUCUGGAGUUUGCGCCGCCAUCUCCAUCUGUGUGAUGCUUAUCUUCAAGUCACUUCACGCUACGCAUCUUUCGAAUCCGACAGAGCAGGUCAAAAUCAUGCGCAUCGGAACUUUGAUCACCAUGUACUCACUCAUCUGCUUCCUCUCCGUCUGCUUCCCCAAAGCAGAGGUGUACAUUCAUCCUUGGUUGGACCUCGUCGAGGGUUUCGCUCUGGGAUCCUUCUUCCUGCUCCUCUGCGACUACGUCUCGCCGCAUCACGAACAGCGCGAGCUUUUCUUUGCUGCCGAGAAGCUUGGUGGAACUCGCUGGCUUUUGAUCUUCCAGAUGCCAGUUGUCGCAUUCAUCAUCGCCAUCGCUACCGACAUUACUGCGGCAGUUGGAGUCUACUGUGAAUGGGACCGCCAGAUCAAGUCUGUCAAGUUUGUUCUGCGCUUGAUCUCGACAAUCUCUCUGGUCGCCUCAGUCCUUUCGAUCCUACAGUUUUACCGCUUCCUCAAGAGGCACCUGGCUCAUCACCAGCCACUCAUGAAGCUGCUGGCCUUCAAGAUUAUUGUCUUUCUAACCUUUGUGCAAGGAAUCAUCUUUUGGGCUCUCACUGAUAAGGGUGCUCUCAAAGAGACCAACACACUGACCUUCGCCGAUCUCCACAUCGGCAUCCCCAACAUGAUCAUCUGCAUCGAGAUGGUUCCGCUUUCGCUCCUGUUCAUGUGGGCUUACCCAUGGAGAGUCUAUCUGGACAGUUACAGCAUCGAUGAUGCCGAGGAACACCCCGGACGACCCUUGAAGUCCUACCAGGGAGGUCCUUUCGGCAUUCACGCAUGGCUCGCCAUGAUCAACCCCUCGGAAAUUUUCAGGGCUAUUCUUUUUGCCUUCAAGCAUGUUGGAAGUAUGAGGAAGGGAUCUCAGGAACCCAUUCUUGCGAAUGAAUCGGCUCCUCCCUAUGACAAUCAUCAGAUGCGCAACCCCGGCGUAUAG
Messenger RNA from Fusarium keratoplasticum, 1092 nucleotides. RefSeq lists its product as uncharacterized. Gene Ontology annotation, molecular function: transporter activity. Lineage: Eukaryota; Fungi; Ascomycota; Sordariomycetes; Hypocreales; Nectriaceae. The transcript is spliced from 5 exons. The record is from RefSeq and is a predicted model, not a curated record. Gene Ontology annotation, biological process: transport. Bases 1 to 1092 code for a protein of 363 amino acids.